CAAUGGUCCACGACUGAGCCAUGAGUGACGGGUCGAUGUUUCCGGUUGCGACCCUCUUGCGCAACCGGUUUCUCCAGCGAGGCGUAACGCCGACCCCGCCACUUCUCCCUCUCCUCUCUCUCUCGCCGUGCAGGACUUCGUGUCGGAGAUGCUCGCCGUCGGCAGCUGCCCUCGCGACCGCCUCCCCUGGCCUCACCAGGAGGCCCGAGCCGAUUACCUGGCCCGUGGGGGCUACCACGGCCUGCACGCGAUGCCCCCAUGCCCUGCCCACCGGCCCCGCUGCCCAUCCGCGCCCGCGCCCUGCCACCUCGCGCCACCAUCCUAUACGCUACCCGCUGGGAUGUCGUCCGUCGCUCAGUCGAGAGCCGGGGUCAUACGCAUGGUGGGGCGAAGAGUCAAGGACGAAAUGUUGAGCCCGGAGGAGAUGGACAGACGGCGGCAGAGGAGGGAGCGCAACAAGGUGGCGGCCGCGCGAUGCCGGAACCGGCGGCGCGAACUCACCGACAGGCUACAGGCGGAGACGGACAAACUGGAGGACGAGAGGUCGGAGCUGCAGAUAAAGAUCGCGGAGCUGAGGAAGGAGAAGGAGCGACUGCAGUUCGUGCUGGACGCUCACGAACACACGUGCAAGGUGUCGCCCGAGCGACCGCCGUCCCAGGCGAAACCCCACGACGCCGGACGGGGGCCCGGCCACAUCAACCUCAAGAGCGACGACAGCGGCGACGGCAGCGACGGCGACUGCGGCGGGGGACGCGUUGCCGGAAUCUCCGUCGCUGACGUCCACCACCACCACCACCACCACCUCGGCAUCGGAGGCGACAGCCUCGACGGCAAAAGUAAAGCGGCUGGCGAAGUUGCGCAGUGUUCGCGCGCCUCGCCGAGAGGCCUCGUUCGGCCCACGCCGGGCUUGCGGACUCAACCGGGCGGGUACGGCACCGGCAGCAGCUUACGAGCUCAGACUCACGCGGGAGCGAAGGCCGCACGCGGCCGCCCGCGGCCGGUUCCCAUGAUCGCCAUCUCGGCGAGAGACGCGGCCGAGUCGGAGGAGCCGCUGAACACGCCCCUCGUGAGCACCACGCCGUCGCUCCUGGCGGGCGCCGGCAACGGGCCGCCGGCCAGCGUGUUCACCUACCCGGCCGCGGGCACGGCCGCCCCGGUGGGGUUCCCGGGUCCGCGCCCGUGCUCGGCGGGGGCCUCGGCGGACGGGGGCUGCGCGGCGGGAGAGGGCGCCACGUGCGCCACCGCCCACCGCCGCAGCAGCAGCGGCGGCGAGCAGUCGUCCUCCGAGUCGCUCAGCUCUCCCACGCUGCUCGCGCUUUAGGCACGACCUCGCCACCUCCCGCUGGUGCU
Petromyzon marinus (sea lamprey) is the source of this 1350-nucleotide messenger RNA. Its product is annotated as protein c-Fos-like. Gene Ontology annotation, molecular function: RNA polymerase II cis-regulatory region sequence-specific DNA binding; DNA-binding transcription factor activity, RNA polymerase II-specific. Gene Ontology annotation, cellular component: nucleus. The record is from RefSeq and is a predicted model, not a curated record. Gene Ontology annotation, biological process: regulation of transcription by RNA polymerase II. NCBI's taxonomy places the organism in Eukaryota, Metazoa, Chordata, Hyperoartia, Petromyzontiformes, Petromyzontidae.